This is a messenger RNA of Bipolaris sorokiniana ND90Pr, 168 nucleotides long. RefSeq lists its product as uncharacterized. The record is from RefSeq and is a predicted model, not a curated record. Lineage: Eukaryota; Fungi; Ascomycota; Dothideomycetes; Pleosporales; Pleosporaceae. The annotation marks the transcript as partial. The transcript has a single exon.
CUCGCUUCCCAUAUCUACGCCGAUAAUUCGAUUACUGAGACGUUACCUGGGUUUGUUCUGUACAAUAUCACAGAUGGCAUCAAGGUGAUGUAUCUAUGUUCUUGGUUCACACAUCUGCUAUUGUGUCAAGACCUAUGCUGGCAGGAAACUACACUCGAGAUAACGUAA